GCACGCUAGCGAGAAAUCGACAUACACCUUUACAGAAGCAUCAAAGCCUCAAACAGGCGCGGGGCGACCAAGGAGAGCGCUACAAAACAGAAUGCGUCAAGAUGACAGACGAUAACUCCGCGCCGGAAGGUCUCCCUUCGUCAUUAACGCGCCGCCACCACCCCGCCUCUCUCCCUCCGAACUCGUCUUUCUCCUCCAUCAACGACAUGCCGCGAACGAGGAAGCUGCGCAUGUUGGUCGCCGCCAAUGGCCAGAGGGAUGUCACCUACGCCCAAGCCAUUGCCGUGCGAUUGCUCAAGGACUCCAACAUCGAGACGCGCGCCCUCGUUGACGAGGUACCGUUGCGCCUCACCCAUGACAUCAUCGUCAUGGAGAACCGCAGCUUGGCGACGCUGGCGAUAGACGCGGAUCAGCGCACACGGGAAGCGAUAGAGGCUGCACGGCAGACGGCGUAUGAGCUGGUCGACUGGGCAGAUUUACUGGUCCUGGCUCCCAUCGACGCCGACCACCUCGCCAAGAUGAUGAGCGGCUUCGCCGACACACUGCUCCUCGAGGUGCUCCGCGCGUGGGACGUGUCCAAAAAGAUACUGCUGGUGCCGGGCAUGUCGAUACAAAUGUGGGAGAACCCUAUUACCAAGAAGCAGCUGAGCAAGAUCAAGCGGAAAUGGAACUGGGUCAAGGUCAUGUCGCCCGUCCUAUGGCACUACGAGGGUCACGCGCCGUCGAAACGCGUAGUCUCCUGGGAUGGUUUUCAUGACCUCGUUGGCAUCAUCAAGAACCAGGCAGAGCUGCUGAGCCUGGGUCACGACGUCGAAGUCGCUGCACAACAUGCGAUGCACACCGCGGACCCGAGCAUAGUGGCUACCGUCCUGCCCCCGGAGAUAUGGACCAUCAUUUUCGAACACGUCGGAGACUGGGAAGUAGCGCAGGCUCUUAACAUUUACACAAACCUCAGAAGACCGCCGGAGUGGAGCAUAGCGCGCACCAGUCUCGUCGAUCCAGUCGAGUUAUACAUGCAUGAUCUAGAGUGGUUGAUUUUGUCUUGUCCCGGAUCUGCAGCCAUUUGCCGGAAGCUAUCCGAGGCACCUAAGGCUUUACGAUACGUCUCGUCCUUGGCCGUGAAGCUCAUUAUCAAAUUCUCGCUUACUGAAGUCUUGACAUAUCUGGAGACCAAUUUGAGCAAGGUCUUCUGGGCAUCGUUCAGCUCCAAGCUCCUUCCCAACAAAUCCUCAGGUGUAUACGGUCGGACGGACGUUCUCGACUGGUGGAACACAUCCCCCUCGUUCUUAAAGAAGGAAUACGAUGCCGAAGCACUCGACGGCGCCUCCCGCAUGGGAUAUGUGCACAUCUUGGACUGGUGGCUCAAGUCUGGCUUGACGCUCAAGUAUACCGAGGCCGCUCUCGAAUCGGCUUCUGCAAAGGGUCAUCUGCUCGUGUUGGAAUGGUGGCGCGACGCUGCGCUCAAAGACGAGACCAUCGUGCUGAAGCCCGGCCGGAGUAUCCUCACUGCCGCCCAACAGCGCCAGACGGCCGUUCUGCGCUGGUGGGAGUCGUCCGGAAUUUCCGUAGCGCACAGCGAGGGCGUGUGCAAGAUCGCUAGUGCCAACGGUUAUACCGACGUUCUGGACGCCUGGCGCGAGCUCAAGGGCGACAAGCUGGCGUUCGACUCGCAGGUCCUGGUUGCACCUACGAGACAAGGGCACGUGGGUGUUCUGGAGUGGUGGAAGCAGUUUGCCCGCGGGGAGCAGAAGGGAGACGGGAGGAAGCAUCGUGUCGAGUACAAGACGUGCGAUAUUGAGGAGGCCCUCGAGGAUGCCAUUGGGGAUCCGCUACCGGUGAGGAGGUGGUGGGCUAGGAAUGGGUUGAACCUCGGUCUAGGCACCAGCGAGUGGAUGAAGACGAAGUGCUUGUAGAUGCCGAGUGUUCUUACUGCCAUGAAUGCAAGUAACUUAUCUCGGUUGGACGGAUCAAUACCAGCGAUCGAUUCAUGAGUGCCAGCAGGAAAUCG
Molecule: messenger RNA, 2008 nt
Organism: Pseudomassariella vexata
Lineage: Eukaryota; Fungi; Ascomycota; Sordariomycetes; Amphisphaeriales; Pseudomassariaceae
Product: flavo protein
Exons: 2
Coding region: 102-1913 (603 amino acids)
Biological process (GO): coenzyme A biosynthetic process
Cellular component (GO): phosphopantothenoylcysteine decarboxylase complex
Molecular function (GO): phosphopantothenoylcysteine decarboxylase activity; FMN binding
Source: RefSeq, a predicted model, not a curated record